Messenger RNA from Acanthamoeba castellanii str. Neff, 978 nucleotides. Its product is annotated as SNF1 related protein kinase, putative. Gene Ontology annotation, molecular function: protein serine/threonine kinase activity; ATP binding. The transcript has a single exon. Gene Ontology annotation, biological process: protein phosphorylation; intracellular signal transduction. The coding region runs from base 1 to 978 and encodes 325 amino acids. Gene Ontology annotation, cellular component: cytoplasm. NCBI's taxonomy places the organism in Eukaryota, Discosea, Longamoebia, Acanthamoebidae. The record is from RefSeq and is a predicted model, not a curated record.
AUGGGCGAAGUGGUGAUAGACAGACUCAUCGGCGAGGGCUCGUGCGGCUCCGUCUACCUCGGGAGCCACCAGGCGACGAAGAAGCUGGUGGCGGUGAAGGAGGUGCGCAAGGACGGCUCGACGCGGAGCGGGCGUCUGCUGCAGCGCCUGGACAAGGAGGCCAAGGUCAUGUCGUCGGUGCACCACAAGUACAUCUGCCAGUACUACGGCCGCGUGGAGUCGGACGAGGCCUCCUACCUGCUCAUGGAGUACGCCAAGGGCGGCGACCUGCUCGACUACAUCAACUCGCAGGGACCCAUGCCGGAGAAGAAGGCCCGCCGCAUCUUUAAGCAGCUCCUCCAGUCGCUCCAGUUCCUCCACCGCGCCGGCUACGUGCACCGCGACGUCAAGCCCGAAAACAUCUUCAUGACCGAGGGCCUCAAGAGCAUCAAGCUGGGCGACUUUGGCUUCGCCACCCGCUGGCGGCCGGACCACACCCUCGACGCCUGCGUGGGCACCUUUCCCUACACCGCGCCCGAGGUCCUCGACCAGCGACCCUACGUCGGCCCCGAGGUCGACGCCUUCUCCUGCGGCACCGUCCUGCUGGCCAUGCUCACCGCCCGCAUCCCCUUCGCCGCGCCCACCAAGAAGCAGUCCCUAGCACUCCUCCGCAAGGGCGAGUUCACGCUCCUGCCCGAGCACGGCUCGCCCCGCGCGGCCGACCUUCUCGCGCACCUGCUCCACCCGGACCCGCUCCAGCGCUACACGGUCGACGACGCCCUGAGGCACCCGUGGGUGCAGGGCUCGAGCCGCGCCGGCGCCCUGGCCAUCCGCCAGCUGCUGGCCUUCUCCUCGUCUUCGUCUUCGUCCGCUGCCGCGUCGCCCUCGUCGUCGCCCGCGCUCAAGCGACGACGGACCGACCUGGCGGUGCUGGAAACUGCCCAGAAGACUUGCGGCAAGGCCAAGAAGACGGCCGGCUCCAGCAUUCUCACCCGGUGA